Molecule: messenger RNA, 2802 nt
Organism: Neocloeon triangulifer
Lineage: Eukaryota; Metazoa; Arthropoda; Insecta; Ephemeroptera; Baetidae
Exons: 9
Coding region: 330-2666 (778 amino acids)
Molecular function (GO): zinc ion binding
Source: RefSeq, a predicted model, not a curated record
GGCCGCGAAUUCCCAAAAUCCAGUCUCGUUGGGCACCAGGGCACCGCCCAUCAGCUUUGCCGCCGCGCUUUCAAAAUUUUCGCCUCGAUCUCGCUCACCUCAAUCACCAUGUGAGUCAAGCUCACUACUUUUGCAGCAGUAAUACUUGAUUUUCCUUCAUAAUAAUCACAAUUUCUCACUGUCAUAAUUUUUAACAAUCAAUUAAUGUAAAUAUAUAAUUAUUAUAAAUGUUAAAAGGCAAACAGAAAAUAAAUCGACUUCUAUUGGUUGUGAAUAUGCACUAUUUGUUGCACAUUAACUUUGGCCUAGGUGCAUAAUAAAUAAAAACAAUGACAAUGGCAGCCGUGAAAAGUCCUGUUAAAAAUGUUUUUCCGACAGAAUUCCACACUGUCUGUGUGGAAUAUUCUGAAAAUUCCACCGUUUUGAGGGCCAAUUUAUCAUCAGUGGAUGAGAUUGACGAGUGGGUCAAAGAAUUUUCAAAAAUUUCUAGAAGCUGUUGGAUCGUCGAAUACUGUUACGAAGAAAUGGAAAGGUACCAUACUCAUAAAAGGUUUCACUGCCACCUUAGCAAAUUGAACAAAAAAGUUGAUUCGAAGCGAACAACAAAUUGCAAAGUGACACUGGAUAUUAAAAUCAAGCUGAUUACAAGAGACACCAAAAAAAAGGAUAAAUAUCUCAGACCUGACAAGCAUGGUAUUGUCCGUCAAGCUGUGAUCAAAUUUGAAGGCGUGCACAAUCAUCACAUCUUAAGUGCGGACACACUUCGAUUAAAUCGAGUAGAUCCAUCGACUGCCGCUCUGUUCGACAAAUAUUUUGACGAUGGGAGUACAGCUGCUCAAGCAAGGAAACGUCACGAAGACUUACUUAUCAGCAAUGACGAUUUUGUGAAUCUUGCUGAUGCUAAUAUUAACCCUACCAAAAGAACUGUCUCCUAUUUGUUUGACAAAUGGUCAAAUAAGCAAUUUGGUGUAAAAUCUUUAACACCAAUUGAAAAGACUCAAGAAAAAAUUGCUUCUGGAGAUUACAUUUCAAGAGAUGUUCUUGUUAAGACUUCAAUGGAGGAUGGCGAGUGGUGCAUCCUCAUUGUGACACCCUUGAUGAAAAGGGUGCAAGAACUGCCGCACUCUGGUGAAACACUCUUCCUUGAUUCAACCUCACAUGUUGAUGUGACUCACUGCACCUUUACAUCAAUGUGCUCUGCCACAAAAGCUGGUGCAAUGCCACUCUGCAUUUUGCUGCAAAGCCACCAGACUCAGACUUGCUAUGAGAUGGCCUUUAACUUGUACAAGAGAGAAUGUCCAAAAGGAUUUGGUGGCUCUGAGGCGCCUAGUGUCGUAAUGACAGAUGACAGUUCUGCGGAACGAAAGGCGGUUGAGUCGGUGUGGCCAACAGCACGUAGGUUGCUAUGUGUGUUUCACGUACUCUCGGCGGAGUGGAAGUGGCUCCUUUCCAACUGCAAUAAAAAUGAUAGGCAGAAAUUAAUGAAUCUAUAUUACAAGGCUGUCUAUGCUAACACAUUGGAGGAAUUUGAAAGUGCUUCGGAGAGCAUUUUAGCUCAAAAUGAGGCGCAUCCUAAGUAUGUGAAACGCUUUCAAAAGUUUGCAAAACGAGUGGAAGAGUGGGCUAUCUAUGCACGAGUUGGUGCUAUGAAUAGAGGCAAUGAUACCAACAACUUUGCUGAGACUAGUAUUAAAAUUGCUAAAGAGGCUGUCAUGCAAAGAAUGAAAGCUUAUAACCCUGUGGCUCUGAUCGAGUUUGUUAUCGGACCGAUGGAUGACUAUUACAAGAGACGAUUGCUUGACCAUGCACACAACCGACAUUCGGCACAUUCACUGGUUUUCGACAAGAUGCUUAAGCGAGCUUCGUCCAUUGACCCCAACAAGAUCAUCAAAAUUGACGAAAACCUUUACAGCGUGCCAAGUUCAAUCUCAGCUGAGACGUUUUAUGAAGUCAGAACAGACAGUGGAUUUUGCUCCUGCAAAUCUGGGGAGAGGGGAGCUUUUUGUAAGCAUAUGGCUUUGCUUGUGAAGUAUAAAAAGGCAGCAAUUCCCUCAGCUCCACCACUCCUCAGUUCUGACCGAAAACUUCUAGCCAAAGUGGCCCUUGGCGACAAAACCCUGCCGACUAGCUUCUACUUAGGGCGAACUGAGGUUGCGUCACCUACUAGCUCUCCACAAAAAGGAAAUCAAUGCAAUAGCCAUGACGAAGCAUCUGGUGACAAUGAAGAUGAGUUUUUUUACAAUAAUGAGAUGGAAGUUGCUACAGAGACAGAUGAAAAUGUCUUUGAUGAAGCCGACAGGGCCGAAAAGAGGAAGCAGCUGGAGAACGAUUUCAGCGACUUCCUCGACUUAGCUUUGGUUAAUAUUUCACCUGAACUUGUUGAAAAGAUGGGAAAGGCACUCCGAAAGCCAAAAACUACUCCAGCUGCUCAAGCUGCUUUGGUGGCUUUUUACAGAGCUGUCAACUCUGUGCUGUCCAAGAAGGGUCGCACUGGUGUUAAUCCAUCUGGUCGAGCAAGGCGUCGAGUAGGAGUAUCCAAGGGAGCAGCUCAAAUCGCAAGUGGUCGACCUCCGAAGUCUCAGUCGGAUAACAAUGGUCCUAAAAAAAGAAAAAGAGAUCUCAGUCAGGCUGUCAAGGACAACUGUGCUAAUGCAAAAUCGCAUUAAAUAGUCAUAUGCAUCACUUGAUGUUAUUCCUAUGUGCUCAUUUCCUGAUUAUCAAUAAGAUAAAUAUGAAGUAUAAAUAAAAAAAAUAAAAUUUGACGAGUAUUUUUCUUUUAUUUUAAUGUGCUCCUUUUGUAUU